Aspergillus chevalieri is the source of this 390-nucleotide messenger RNA. RefSeq lists its product as uncharacterized. The transcript has a single exon. The record is from RefSeq and is a predicted model, not a curated record. Lineage: Eukaryota; Fungi; Ascomycota; Eurotiomycetes; Eurotiales; Aspergillaceae. Bases 1 to 390 code for a protein of 129 amino acids.
AUGCAGUCGCCAUUGUUUCUUCGCCGCUCCUUUGAGCCCAUUUUAAAAGAAAUCUCUCCCACAGAUCAUGAAAUUUUACGCUGUGGUGGCACGCCAUCCAGCCUUGAAAGACUUCCCUCCCGGUUGCAGCAAUCAAAACGAGCAUUUCCAGAUCUUCGCCAACAGCUUGAGGAACUCGCAUAUGAGGCCAGCUACCUGCGGGCUGAAUUGCAGUGGCAGAAGGAGUCAAAGCAAGCCCUGCUACACUUCUGGGAAGAAGUUUUCGGAGUGUUUCACUUGUUGGAAGAUGCCCUUGUUCAAGUGACUAUGAGGCUCCGCGAUUCUGAGCAAAGAUAUAUUAGUCUUUGGAGACGUUCAUCGGGUGGUGGUGAAAACGGAGGAAUGAUUUAA